CUGUGUUCCAUCCAAGUCAGCCAACAAAUGACAAGUGACCUGGCGGGUGACAAGAAGAUGUCUCUGAUCGGCUGCACUGCCGGCGAUUUGGCAUUGGCUAUCUCGCCUGCUCCAAACAGUAUGCAGAGUAUCAGUAACAUGGACAUGCUCGAGCGGGUGCUGAAAGCGAUAAAUAGCCCACGAGCUCUGGCUAAUCCUACAACUGACAACCAUCUCAAACCUACUUCCCUUGAGUAUUAUCCACCGAGAAAAUGAGACUCGCCAGGUCCAUCAACGUCGUGGGCUGCCACUGUGCCGGCGAAGUAUGCGAUGUGAUCGUCGGAGGUGUUUUGAAUCCCUCGGGAUGCAGCACCAUGUACGAGAAGCUCGUUCACUUUCGCGACAAAGAAGACCAUAUCCGCCAGCUUCUCAUGCAAGAGCCUCGGGGACGACCGGCUAUGUGUGUGAAUCUUGUCUUGCCUCCUUGUAACCCAAAGGCCGACGCUGGGUUUUUAAUCAUGGAGACCGAAGAGUACCCUCCCAUGUCUGGAGGAAACACCAUUGCUACUACGACUGUCCUUCUGGAGACAGGCAUGGUGCCUAUGACUGAACCGAUCACCAAGAUAGUCCUGGAAACUCCGGCAGGUCUAGUGCCUGUCACCGCGGACUGCGAGGGUGGGAGGUGCAAGGCGGUCGCGUUCGAUAACGUCCCUUCGUUUGUUUUCGCCCUGGAUUACAAGGUCGAUGUCCCUGGACUGGGGACUGUCUCGGUGGAUAUUGCAUGGGGAGGAAUGAUCUACGGGAUUGUCGAUGCGACUUCACUUGGUAUUAGCAUCAGCAACCAAAACGGGCCGAAGUUGAUUGAAUACGGAGAGCAAAUCAAAGAUGCUCUCCAAAAAGCUCCAUUUGUUCCCGUCCAUCCAGAGAACCCCAGCAUAAGAGGCGUUAGUAUCCUCGAAUUUACAGAGCCACUUCAGCGGGAUACUAUGACGGCCGUCAAUACCGUUGUGGUUUCUCCCGGGCGGUUUGAUCGGUGCCCGUGUGGCACGGGAAGCUGCGCAAGGAUGGCAGUACUUCAUGCCCGUGGCCAGCUCGCAGUAGGCGAGAGAUUCCAGCAUCACAGCAUCAUUGGAAGCACUUUCGAGUGCCACAUCCGCGGGACGCAGAAAUUAGGGGACUAUGACGCUGUCUUGCCGACAGUCAAAGGAAGUGCUUGGAUCAAUUCGUUCAAGCAGAUGGUGCUGGAUCCCACUGAUCCAUGGCCGAUAGGCUUUCGAGUUGGCGAUCAAUGGCAUAUGGCAGAGUAACAG
This is a messenger RNA of Aspergillus vadensis CBS 113365, 1289 nucleotides long. RefSeq names its product proline racemase family protein. The coding region runs from base 252 to 1286 and encodes 344 amino acids. The transcript has a single exon. The record is from RefSeq and is a predicted model, not a curated record. Gene Ontology annotation, molecular function: 4-hydroxyproline epimerase activity. Lineage: Eukaryota; Fungi; Ascomycota; Eurotiomycetes; Eurotiales; Aspergillaceae.